Molecule: messenger RNA, 31064 nt
Organism: Cavia porcellus (domestic guinea pig)
Lineage: Eukaryota; Metazoa; Chordata; Mammalia; Rodentia; Caviidae
Gene: Ark2n
Product: arkadia (RNF111) N-terminal like PKA signaling regulator 2N
Exons: 6
Coding region: 553-1767 (404 amino acids)
Biological process (GO): ubiquitin-dependent protein catabolic process
Molecular function (GO): ubiquitin protein ligase activity
Source: RefSeq, a predicted model, not a curated record
ACCAGCCCAGUAAACUCAAAGGGCACGCAGGUGCGUCCUCCUGGCAGGACAAGCUGCACACCCGCGCAGUGACUCUGCAGAGCGUAAUUAGGGCGUCGGAACGCGCGCAGCGGCGGAGCGGGAUCUCCCUGGUAGGCAGCGUCUCACCAGCAGGUGGCGCGCUAUCCGGCAAGGCCUGCGAGGUUCCCGUGCAGAAACUUGAACAGGAUGUUGGUGCUAUUGCUGGAGAGGAGCACAGCCCAGCCUUUCCGUUCCGAGCUGUUGGAUUCCGCAGAAAACUGAGAAGAGCAGGGAGCUGACUCCUUGCUGCAGUGACUCAGUAUCAGUCAUCGCGGGCUUCAUUCGGGAAGGCGUCGGGAGGGGGGUUUCUUGACCACAUGGACAAUGAGAUUUUGAAUUCUAGAUCUAAGUACGAAUAAGACGGUGAUACCAGAUUUAUUCUGUGGGUGCUGAUCUCCUUGCCCCUGCCUGCAAGCUUCCUGGUUGCUUUCCUGUUGCAUCUUUGCUAUCAUUUCCUAAAUUUUGCUCCAUGAUUUAACUUGAAAUUCUGAAAUGAAGAUGGAGGAAGCAGUGGGAAAAGUUGAAGAACUCAUCGAGUCUGAAAUUCCAACAAAAACAUCUGAACAAGAGACAGCCAAGGAGGAAGAUGGAUCUGUAGAACUGGAAGCUCAAGUUCAAAAAGAUGGCGUAGCAGAUUCUACAGUUCUUUCUUCAAUGCCUUGUUUAUUGAUGGAACUGAGAAGGGACUCUUCUGAGUCUCAGUUAGCGUCCACAGAGAGUGACAAGCCAACAACUGGCCGGGUUUAUGAGAGUGACUCCUCUAAUCAUUGCAUGCUUUCCCCUUCCUCUAGUGGUCACCUGGCUGAUUCAGAUACAUUGUCUUCUGCAGAAGAGAAUGAACCCUCCCAGCCAGAAAUAGCAAUAGAAGGUGACCCUUCAGGAGUGUCUGGUGCCACAGUUGGGCGCAAGUCUAGGCGGUCCCGUUCAGAAAGUGAAACAUCUACCAUGGCUGCCAAGAAAAAUCGGCAAUCCAGUGAUAAGCAGAAUGGCCGAGUCACCAAGGUUAAAGGUCAUCGGAGCCAAAAGCAUAAGGAAAGGAUCAGACUACUGAGGCAGAAACGGGAGGCUGCUGCAAGGAAGAAGUAUAACUUGCUACAGGACAGCAGUACCAGUGAUAGUGACCUGACUUGUGACUCAAGCACGAGCUCAUCAGAUGAUGAUGAAGAGGUUUCAGGGAGCAGCAAGACAAUCACUGCAGAAAUACCAGAUGGACCUCCAGUUGUAGCUCAUUAUGAUAUAUCUGACACCAGCUCUGACCCAGAAGUGGUAAAUGUGGACAAUUUAUUGGCGGCUGCAGUAGUUCAAGAGCACACUAAUUCUGUAGGCGGCCAGGACACAGGAGCUACCUGGAGGACCAGCGGGCUUCCAGAGGAGCUGAAUGCAGAGGCAGGUCAUUUGGAUCCAGGAUUCCUAGCAAGUGACAAGACAUCUGCUAGCAAUGCACCACUUAAUGAAGAAAUUAAUAUUGCCUCUUCAGAUAGUGAAGUAGAGAUUGUGGGUGUGCAGGAACAUGCAAGGUGUGUUCAUCCUCGAGGGGGUGUGAUUCAGAGUGUUUCUUCGUGGAAGCAUGGUUCCGGCACACAGUAUGUUAGCAGCCGGCAAACUCAGUCAUGGACUACUGUGACUCCCCAGCAGACGUGGGCUUCACCAGCAGAAGUUGUUGACCUCACCUUGGAUGAGGAUAGCAGACGUAAAUACCUACUGUAAUACCAUGUCACUGUGUUUCCUCUGCACUGUUCCCUUCCACUUCCUCCUCCUCUUUGUGACGCGGAAGUUCAUUGUCAUAGCUUCAGCCUCAGAAGCUCUUUGUGGCAUUUGUAGAGUUGAAACUCAUGGAACCUCCCCCACUUUUUUUUAAUUAAAAAGUCACUUAGGAAAAUAACAUCACAGAAAAAACAAUUUCUUCUUUCAGUAGGAAUAUGAGAAUGAUGAAUUUUACUUAGUGACAUUUAGUCUUAGGAAAGCCACCUUUCUUUUAGAAUACUAUUUUAAUUACCAAGUAAAGUGGAUUUCAGUUUUUGAAUCUUGUAUUUAUUUUUCUGUAUAAUGAAAUUAAUAUCUAGACUUGACCACUGUUCGCCCACCUCAUCGUCCUCCCAUCUUGGGGCAUUCGCACACAUAUCAGUCAGGUCCUUAGUGGCACCUGGUAGGGCAUGUGCAUUUAAAAACCUUCCUUCAAAAAUAGAGGACAAAAAUAUUACAAGUGUUUUUUUUUCUUUUAGCUUGAAUCUUCUGCCCUCCUUAACUUUGCUCCAGGUUGACUUCCACACUACAAAUAAUUGACAUGCCCUUUAUGUUUAAAAAUAGUACUAAGUGACUUAACUUAGUCUCCUUGUUGCAAUAAUUUUUAACUCUUUGGAAAAUGUUUUCUUUGGAGCAGAGGCAUUUUGAAUAGAUAUCUACCAUGAAGUUUUCUGGGCAUCUGAAAUGAGUUUUGAAAGAUAAGUGGAAAAAUCUUUCUCUCAGCUUUUACCUUCGGAGAGCAUAAAAACCACAUACUUAGGAAGCAUGUGAAAAGUCGCAUGACUUUUAAGUAUAAAGGCACUUGGAAAUUGGAGAGGAAAGUGCCUUCUUCAUAGCUGGUCUCACUGAAAAGGGAGUAUAACAACUAUUUAGCACCUCAGCUGAACUGGACUUGAGCUGUAUUUGGAUAUUUUUCUCCUCUACCUUCUAAACUAAAAUAUUCCAUAAGAUGUCAGAUGCAAAGCACAUUAAUGACACUGUAAGUCUUACAGUAUCUAAAGGAAUAGCAAAGGGUAGAAGAAACUUCAGGGAAUUCAGGAAUUGCCGGCAUUGGACUUUUGUGGCAUUAAUUACUACCUUUUUUCCUGUAACAUAUAGUUACUCGUAAAUUAUUUUAAAAGCAAUAUCUAGAGAUAGAACACUAUGUAUUGUAUACAGGGAGGAGUGAAAUAGUAUUGGCUCAGAAGACUUCACCUUUUGUGGAAUUUGUUUUGUGUGCUCUUUUAUGUUUUGUGUGUUUUGUUUUCACUGUUACCAAACGAUGUUGCUAUGACCUUUCCCAAAUGCCUCAGUGGCUCUUUCUGGUCCUAAAAGCAUGAGAACUAUCAUUUUCAGUUUUGAUUCAGUAAACACACAUUUACGCAGUGCUUGCUCUGCAUCAAGCACUCUGUAGGGUUGGUACUGCGGAGGCCUCCAAGCUGAAUGAGACACAGCCUGCAUGCGCAUGCAUCAGUCUGCCUGGCUCCACCUGCCUGGCCUUUUCUUCUUUUCGUGUAUGUGUGUAAAAACAAUUUUAUUCCUUUACCCUACUUCUUGUUACUUUAGUCCUUCUCUAUGCCCCUUCUUUUACAGGGAUGUAUUCGAGCAUGUAUUUUUUGAUCUUCUCUGAUAGCAUCUCAUUUGAUCUGGCCUCUGUUCUUCACAGACUUUAUUUUUUCCUCCAACCCAUUUUUAAUUGAUCAGGUUAAAAGAUCAUGAACCUUCAGUUAGGUUAAUAAAAUCAUGAACCUUCAGUUUUAGAACCUCGUGUAUCACAGUCUCUCACAUGGCCACAAUCCUAGACAAAAACCAAAGACCCAGAGGCCAGAGCAAAACAGGACCUCCCGAAGAUUCACUACUGGUGUAUCCUUGGACCUUCACAUUUUACUUUAGGAUUAACUUAUUGAAUUUUACUGUUACACUUUUUUUUUUUUAACUUGAAGUAAAGUACUAGACAAAACAGAAAUGUUUAAUUUCUGGUCUGUUUUCGAGGAAAAUCAUUGGAAAGAGAGUAGCAUGGAGUAUAUGACUUGAAGUUUUUACAACUUAUCCCCUCCACCCCCCAGCAUCAGGGCACAGUCUUGCUUUAAAGAAUGUUUUUUAUAUUACCUAUUUUAAUGUUAAUAAUGUGUUUUGUCCAACUUCAUACAGCAAGUGAUUUCCUAUGACAUAUUUUCUUUAGUCCCUAACAGGCAUCCACUAAAGAGAGAACUUUUUUGGUUUGUUUUGUACACUGGGUGGGGGCAGAGUGGAGUUGCAACCAAACUCUUUUCUGGCCUUUUGCCUUUAUAUUAGGUUGCACUUUUUCUUCACUUGUUCCUUUUCUAACUCCCUGACCACCUGAUUUGAUGUACCAGAACAGAAUUUUAGGCAUUAAGAUACAAAAAAGGAAGGGAAGAGAAGUUAGAGACACACAGCUCUCUCCCCUACUUACUAGGUUGUAAUUUCUAACCUAAAAAUUAGAGUAUCUUUCAACUCUUCUUUCAUUGCUGCAUGCAGAAGAGUGGAUAUGGGGUUUCAGGCAAGGUAUGAAUGAUACAAUUUGUGAUGUCAUGCAUUUGAAAUUUCUUUUAAAGGGAUUGUUCUCUUAACCAAAUUUUCCCAUUUGAUAGCAUAAAUAGUUCUUCAUGCCUCACAAGAGGUUGUUCAAAGUAACAACUCUGUUAAAGUGGAACAAUUGGGUCACUGAUUGCUUAUAGCACAACUUGGUUAUGUUUCCCUCCUCUGCAAUUUGAGAAAAUAGAGCAGCAACCUAGUUGUUGAAUCAUCACAACUGACUGCCCUGUAACUUAUAAUUGUGGCUCAGCAGUAAUUUUUCAUUUCAUUUCAUUUUUCAUUUUGAUGCAUAGGGGCCAGACUGGGUAGAUUCCAUAUUUACAAUCAGGAAUCCUAUAAACUCUUUUGUUGUUAGUUGUGAACAAGAACUGAUUUGCUACUUUAGUCAUUAGUUCAUAUUACUUUUAACAGAUUAACACCUAGGUAACUUAAAAUAAAUUUGUUGCCUGCUUUUUAUUCUGUGUCAUAAGGUUUUUGAGAAAACCUGAGACACAAUUUUGUCUUAUAGUUUUAACCAUUUUUUUAAGGCAAAGAGCUGAGCCUCUAAUCCUUGUUCUUCAAUAUGUGUAUGAUGUGACUUCCAUGUAUAUAUAAAAAUGAUUGCACCCUAACCAAACUUCCUCAGAUUGUGCACUGUUUGUUUAAAAUAAUCACGUAUUUUAGUCCAAUACUGUUGUAUUUUUUCAUUUUAUUUAAAACACUACUUAUUCUUUUAACAAAUUUUAAAGGGUAGUGAUCUUUAAAAAAAAAAUCACUGGAUAACUAGGAACUUUUUGUUGUUGUUUUGUGUUUUAAAAGAGUAGAAAGGUCAUUGAGCCUUUUGCUUCUCUUACCAUGAACAUGGAAUGUCAGCCAUUGUGUGGCUAGGAACCGAUGCACUUGGCGGGUAACAGAUCUGCUGUUGCUGGGGUGUAAGCGUGGACUUGAUGCAGUGACGACAAAUCAUUGCGUAGAAGUAAUGUUUCCAAAUGUGCAACUCUAGUUUUUAAAAUGAACUUUGGUUCUUUACAUUCAUUACUUAGUUUUUGUUUCCAUUUAGUAUUUAAUGGUCUUUGGAGAAAAAAAUAAUAAAACAGAGUGUUAUAUAUAUAUUUUUUGGUGCAAGAUAAGAUUUUCUGUUUUUUGAAAUAAGUCUGUAGCAUAAAGGUUAAACUAUUUUAAGACAAAAUAAAAUAGAGUGUAUUUAAACAAUGAUAUUUUCUGAGAAUUUUUUUUUUAACUGUCUGCUUCAGUUAAUUAGGUGAUGCCUGGAGCAGCUCCCAGGAUACCUUUGGAUGUAAAAGUGGAUUAUAUUUUGUUAGUAGAUUGUUACAAGGUACCUGACUUAUUCCAAGUGAUAGCUUAAUCCUACUCCCAAGAGGUUUGGCCAAGUAGCCUGUGAUAUAUCAGAUCUAGAUAAAAAUAGUUCCGCCUUAGCUUUCCGGCAGCCCCUGCUUUCCUCUUUAGUUAGGGCUAGUGAGAGAGAGCUCAGACAGGGCUGAAGGCUUCCUAGUGUUUGGCCUCUCCGCUCUUGGGAACCAGUCUCAUGAAUAAGUCUUUCCCGAGAUGGACACAUCAGGGUUAAGAUGCUGCAGCUGCAUUGAAGCAAGAACGUAUAGGGUGUUUUAAAUGUAGCAUCAGGAACUUGCUCCCUAGUUUGAAUCUACUUUUAGAUUUUAAAAAUUUUGUUAUCAAAAUGAUAGCAAACAUCAUAUUAACAUCUCGUGGCUUAACACUUCACAAGAAGGAGAAUGAGUGAAAUCUAUCUCUGCUAAGAUACCCAACUCUUGAAUCUCUCAGUUUUCUUUGGGAAUUUUAGUUCUGCUUGCACCAGAAAGAGAUCUGUUAACAACUAGGAAACACAUUCUUAACAAGUAGAAAAUGUUUUUAGGUCUUAGGUUUUUGUUUUUGACAGUGCUGGGGAUUAAACCCAGGGUCUUGUACAUUCUUGACAAGUGCUGUACCAUUAAGCUAUAUCCCAAGCCUCUGUUUUCUUUUUUCAAAAAUACUUUAUUACUAAUUUAUAUUUGAGAUCUAGACAUUUUAAUCCCUGUGUGAAGCUCCUUUGACCCUAAUAGAAAAUUACUUAUUUAAAACUAUUCUUUUGCAUCUUUUUGCCCUUGGAUGCUGCCUUUGUCAAGGCACAAGUCAAGAUCCUUCAAGUUCCUGGUUACUCCUUUAUCUUGUUUGGGCUUCUUCCAUUUGCUGUCUUUCGGCCUUCCCUUCCCUUACAAUUUUUCACAGUAGCUGCUAGCUGUUUAUAACCUCAAUCUCAGCAGAAAGGGUAUAGAUAAAUCUUUACUAAAUAUAUACAUAUGUUUUCAGCUUCAGUUUUGCAACCAAAGCAAGGUGAUAUCUUCUGUGGUUUAUUUUAAUCCUUACUGUUCUGUGAAGGCAUAGUCCCCAGAUCAUUAGCAGGUAUGAUUUGUAUUACUUCCUUAACUAUGUUUAGAGCACUGAUAACACAGCACAGAAAAAUUUCUGGGCUAUACUGGAGCUUAUGCUCUGGGAACAAAAGAAGGCAGUAGGCAAUAGGAGAAGAAACACUGGGCAUGGUGGCACAUGCCUGUGAUCCAGCAUUCAGGAGGAUCAAUGCAACUUCAAGGCCAGUGGGAGCUACAAAGUGAGUUCAAGUUAGCUGCAUAUGAAACCUGGUCUCAAAAAUACCAAAUGAAACAACACAAAACAAAAAACAAAGAAGGAGCAAUGAGCUUGAGAAGGCUGCAAAUGAUGAUAAUACGUUUCAGAGAUACAGAGUUUCCAUUAUUAAAGGAUGUUUCAGUGUUACCUCUUGGCUCAUUUCAGUCUGCCAUUGGUCUGCUCUUCAUGUGGCAUGCCUUCGAGAUAGACACGGCUUUAGGCAGGGAUUCCUUGGUAUGGUGAGGAGUCAGUGUUUCUUUCUGCCAAACCUUACCAUGUAGUUUAGUAUGGUGGAUAUGUAAAGGGUGGAAAUGAGUGCUGGCAACAAAAUGUAACUUCUUCAGGGAGGUGUGGCAGCAGCAAUUGUCAUUAAGUAGGAUCUGCUUCUAGAUCCUGGCCUGCUGGCAGGGAACACCCCUUGAUUGUAAAUUUUAUCUAUCUAACUUCCCACUGCUUGAUGAAAGAAGUUAUUGCCAGCUUUUCCUUUGUGCUUUGAUAACUGACACCUCAGCGAAAUCAGAUCUGUUCUUUUUCUCUGACUGUUCCAGCUUGUGAGUGGGAAGGUAAACUGUUCUGGACUACUGAGCCAGCACCCUUUAGCUGACUUUGAAGCAGGUACGUGAGACUUGAGGGUGGAUGUGAAUACUGAAACAGAAGUGGCCAGGCCAGAGGCUGGGUGAGUGAUCUAUAAAAGGCCUGACCCAGGAAAGCCAUGUAUCUGCUAAAGAAUUUGGUUUUUAUACCUAUAAAUUGAAGACUGUCUUAGAUUUUUUUCUAAGAUUGAAAGGUUGAGCUGUUCUAUUUUAAGGGAUAAUUCAUUGCUCUGCAGAGCUAUUGGGCUUUUCAGGCAGGAAUUUGAGAGCUGCUUACUCCAGAAAAGCUGUUUAAAAGACUAUCAUUUGCUCCUUUCAUGUGAACUUUUAGAAGGCAUUGGAUGACUGACACUCACACAACCUUGAAUCUCUCUGAGCUCUUUAUUUCAAAGAUUUGGGUAGGGGGCGGAGUUGGAUUUGAGACAGGGUCUUGCCAUGUAGUCCAGGGUGGCCCUGAACUCACUAUGAAGCUCAGGAUAGCCUUGAACUUGUGAUGAUACUCCUGCCUCAGUUCACAAGUGUGGGGUUACAGAUAUGUGCUACCAUUCCUGACUCAAACUUUUAAGAGAAUGUUUGUUUCAAAAUUAACAUGUUGAAGCUCAGCAGUGUAAGUGCCUGCGGGGCAAGCGUAAGGUUGUGAGUUCCAUUCCUGGUACCCAAUCCCCCAACCCAAUUCCAUGUUAGGUAAGAAACAGUACAGAUUAUAAUCCUAGUUGUGUAGAUUGGAAACUGGAGAACAGAAAAGUAACAGUGUACCCAGACUUACAUAGCUGGAUUUCCCAGGAGCAGACUUUUUAAAAAAAUGUUUCAGAUGACGACUUUUUGACUUAAAAAAAAAAAGCAAAUCUUAUUUCUGUAGAUCUUCACCUUUUUUUUUUCUUGCUGUUGACUUUACCUUAUUCUUACCUGAAAAGAAGCAGAAAUACUGCUGAGUAUGUAAUGUUUGGUGUAAACAUAUCAUAGGUCAGAACCACACAUCUGAGUGUAUCCUAGCUCAGCCUCUGCAAUGACCAUGCACAUUUUUUUUGUAGAUACAGUCUCCAUCUCAUAGUUAUGGAACACGAAAAUAACAGAUCCAAUAAACGAGAAAAGAUGUAUAGGCUCAUUACUAAGUUUGGAAAUGCAAGCUUGCAUUACAGUGUGGUAUUUCACAUAAGUAGCAGUACAUUUAAAUCCAAUCAGAAGACAAUAACUGCAGUUCGCUUUUCAGCAUAUGAGCAUAAUUUGCUUCAACAGUUGGACAACUAGAAUUGUCUGGUAAAGCUGAACACAUGGGUACACCAUGAACAAGCAGUUCAAAGUCUUUGGGAUAAAAUCUUUCGGCAGUGUUUGCAAUGCGGUUGCAACUGAUGUAGGAACAUCGGGGAAUCAUUUCCAUGUCUGUAAGCUUGCUUUGAUCUUUUUCUUUAAGGGACUAAGAUAACACAAUAAUUUCAGACAGUAUUGUUAAACAAACUUACAUUUGCUAUAUAUCAGUACACACCUACACCUGAAAUGUGAAGUGUGCUAACUUAUAAAAGUGCUAACUGUAAAAGAAAGAAGUACAAAGCCAUGGUUUUAGAGAAACUAGUUUAUGUGUUCAAAGUACUUUGAUUUUUUUUUCCCCCAGCUUUUGGCUAUUUCAGCGUGCAUCUGUCAUGGGCUAGGUAGAAAAUGUAUUUGCAGUGGUAAGCCACAUGGAAAUGAGUAAACUAGUUAUACUUACAUACUUGUAUUGGUCAUAUCAACAUGGAUCAAUCUCAACAGUGUAGAUUUGAAAAGAAGCAAAUUGCAGAAUAUGUACAUGAUAUCAUUUGGGAAAACUGAAAAUACACUAGUACUAUGUACUGAAAACUACAUACACAUGUAGUAAGAAUAUAAUGAAAUGCAUGAGGAUAAUACAUACCAAGUGGAGGAUAAUGGUUACUCCUGGCAAGGACACAAGGAUUUCAGCUUUAUGAGUAAAAUUUCUUAGACUGGGUAAUGGGAACAUAGAUGAAGUUACUUUUUCUAUGUUUUCGUGUGUCUUAAAUAUUUUAUAGUGUCAGAUUUUCCCUCUACUUCAUGUAGAAAGAAUAAAAGCUCUUUUAUAGCUUUCCUGGUAGGGUAGUGAAAAUGUUAAGAUUUCCUCAACACUUCUUCGAAAUAUCAUUGAAAGCCUAACCAACAACCAGAAGGAAAUUUGAUAAGGUAGAUUUUAUAAAAAUUAAAAUCUUAGGGCCUGGUGUUUGGCUCAGCAGGACAAGUGCCUGCCUGGCAAGCAUGAGGUUGUGAGUUUGAUCCCUGGUACCAAAUAAAUAAAUAAAUAAAUAAGAUCUUUUCUGUUUCAGAGGACAUCAUCAAGAAAUUUUAGAGAUGUAUACAACCCGCCCCCUGCUAAAUUUGACUGGCUUUUAAAAAAAAAGAAAAAUUUUAGAGCUGGUUCAUCAUAUGCAAAUUAAUAAAUAUAAUAGACCAUAUCAACAGAGUCAAGGACAAAAACCACGUUUCAAGUAGAUACAGGAAGAAAAAAAAAAUUUUGACAAAGUCCAACACCCAUGCAUUAUAAAAACCCUGCAGAAAAUUGGAAUAGAAGUCCUUUAUCAAAAUCUGGUAAAAGCCAUCUGUGACAAAUCAACAGCCAACAUCAUUCUAAGUGCUCAAAAACUGAAAGCUUUCAUUCUAAGAUCAGGAAUAAGAGAUACUGAUGCCCACUGUCACCACUCCUAUUCAUUACCGUUUGGGAAACAGCUAGGGCAAUUAGACAAAGAAAUGAAAGGAAUGAGAAUAGGAAAGGAAGAAGUUAAAUUAUUAUUUGAGAUGACAUGAUAUUCUACGUAGAAGACCCCAAAAAAUUCACCAAAAGAACCCUAGAUUUAGUGACCAAAUUCAGUAGUGUAGCUGGAUACAAAGUCAACACUUACCAAUAGCCUACCUCUACACAACAAACUCAAAGAGAAAGAAAUUAGGGUAACAACACCUUUCACAAUAGCAUCAAGAAAAGUAUAUUUUACAUUGAAAACCACAGUACUCUGAAAAAGGGUUGAAGAGAGGGUAUCAGAAAAUGGUAAGUUGCCCUUUUUCUUGGAUAGGCAACACCAGCAUAGUAAAAAUGGCCAUACAUCCAAACUGUUAUACAGGUUUAACAUGUAAGACAGGGAAGAGAGAUUUAGAAAACACAAAACUAAAACUAGAAAUUCUAUUUGACCUAACUGGUCUCCUUGCCGGAAGAGUUAAGACAUCAUAUUACAGUGAUACAUGCAUACCUAUGUUUAUAGCAGCACAUUUUAUAAUAGCAAAAUCUCGAAAGCAGCCUAUAUGUCCAACAGAUGGGUAAAGAACAUGUGGUAGUUAUACACAAUGCAGUACCACUCUGCCAUAAAGAUGGAUAAUUUGAGUUAUUUGCAAGAAAUGGGUACACUUGAGACAGUAAUGUUAAAUGAAAUAAGGCAUACAAGCUUAGAUAUCAAAACCCAAAUUAUAAAUAUAGAGCAAAAUAAGAGAUAAUUGGAAGUAGGGAGAUAGAUCUUUCUCAAAUGUGAAAGGGAUCAAGGGAUGGAGGACUGAGGGCAGGAGGAGUCAGAAAAAGGAAUUAAGAUUUGUUAUGUACAUAUACCAAUGAGUGUAAAGAUUAUUUACAGCAAACGUGUAAGAAUAAAGAAGAAAUACUACUCUAGCUCACUCCCUGACUUGGAGCAAGGGAGUGUUCUGCAGUACAAAUCAGGCUACAUUGAAAUCUGCCCUGCUGUUUGGACCAUUAUGGCCUGCUAUCCAGUGAUGCUAGAGGUCUUCAUGGUGGAUAAGAAUGCAAUGUGGAGUCUGGAUUUCCAAGGAUUUUGGAGCAAGCUACCUUGUGCAGAGAACUAUUCACCUUUUUAAAAGCAGCUCCCAGAAGGCUUUUGGACAGUAGAGACAGAACAUCUGACCAUGGAAUAUUAAUUGACCAAGGCAUUAAAGAAGCUUCUUGAGGACUAGACCAGUCAUACAUUUAGGCAGAUGCAACAACAAUCCAUUCUAGAAUGAAUGAGGCAUAUCUGGGAUUGGGAAUGUGCAGGGCUACAGGGCCCAAAUGAGAACAGAUGAGCUGCACAUCCCCCUUCCCUGGGCCUCCAAAGCAUUACCUGUUGCAUUGAUGACUUGCCUUCAGAUCACACCGAGAGUUUUUUUGUGACCAGCUGAUAGAGGAAGAAUGAUUGUAGGCCUGGUUCAGUGUGUUGAUGUUAAUAAAAAAUGGCCUGCUGUUUGCACUUAAAGCUCUCAUUAAGUGUCCCGAAAGGCAGUCUUAAAAGGAAACUCUUCUAGUGGAUAGAGCUUAGAGCCUAUUCAGAUAUACCUAUUCAUCAACUUGGUGUAGGAGGGAAGGUGUAGAGCAUAUUUUAUAAAGGUUUAUAUGUAGUCUUGGGCAGCAAAUGGCAUGAUUGGUCGGUCUGGGGCCUGAAGGGAAAAAGGCUGAUGAGGAGGUCUGGAGAAGAAGCAUGUGGAUAGUCCUACAGGAGCGGGCAGCAUCCACCUAAGAAGAGAUACUGAGCAACCAGCAUGAUUUACCCUGAGGAAGUUAGCUUUGUCCCCAACUGACUUCCCUGCCUUGCUGAUGGAUGAAGAUUGGGCAAGGCAGGCCUCAAUUCCUCAAUCAGCCACUGGAGCCAUACUGUAUUGGCCCUUUCAAUUUGGAAAAGGCAACCAGGACUAAGGGUCUGUUUUAUGGCAAAGGUGAUCCAACAGUGGGUUCUUAAUCAGAGAAUCCAGUGGUCUGAUAUCUAUACAUACUCCAAAUGGGCAGAAGCAGUGGACUAAUGAGUGAUGAGAUGGCUUAUUGAAAACUGAGCUGAGGCACCAACUUGAUGAGACCUUGGGUACUGAACUUGGGUACUGUCAUCCAGAUUACAACUGAUAUGUGGUACUGUGUCUCCAGUUGCCGGGAUACUUAUGUUUAGGAAUGAAGGGUGGAUGUAGUGGUGUUAGUCUCACUCCUUUACUGUCAGUGAUCUGUUUGCAUCAGGUUAAAAAAAAAAAUGCCUGGAACUUGUGCCUGGUGGUGGUCCGGAAUGGGCCCUUUCAGCAACCAAGUUGUGGCAAGGCAGGUCAACAGAAGGUGCAGACUUCAGGGGUGCAGGUCUGACUCAACCCAUCAGGCAGAGCAACCUGGAUCAGCUGAAGUGCCAGCUGAGAAUGAGAAAAAUCUAGAAUAGCUGGUAAGGGAAGAUAAUGAUCAGGUGUUUCAGCCUCCAGAUGUGCUGCAGCAGUGAGCAGUGCUGUCAUUUGUCCCACUAUUCUGUAUAAAGUGUUCCAUUAGAUUAUGACUGUCUACAACCUUGAUGGCUCAGUGACAGAAUGAGCUUCAUAUGGGAUAUGAGUCAGGGUGGUGGAAGGAGAAGACCAUCUGAGAAGCCCUACAUUGUGUCCCCUUUGUCAACCCUACUUCAGCUGCAGUUAUGGUUUACAGUUUUGUUUGCUCUUGGUCUUAAACUGACCUCACUCCCAGCCAUGGGGAAAUCAUUCUGAUUUCUAUUUCAGAGCCUUCUCCAAAGCCACAGGAGUCUGUUUGGUCUGUGUGGCUCAAACAUAGCCCUAAAGUUACGGAGAGUUAAUGACCCUAGGACACCCUCAAGAGUAGAAGGCUAAUAAAUUUCCUAUCAAAUUCUCAGCCAGGUGACGAAUAUCUAGGACAGCUCUAGGAAGCAUUCUGUCUGCUGCUUAGAAUAUCCUGGAGGAAUUGAGCCUCCAUUGCUCAUGGCAGCGACUUUGAUGAUAGGCCUUAUAGACUUUUCCUCUUUCAUUUUGUUACUCUUAAUCCCUCACUCUGUUUCCUGAGACUCCUUCCAGUUAAACCACAUAAGUGCUUUUCUCAGGCUCUGAAUCAAAGAACUCAAACAUGGGCAGGGAGGGACAGACAGAGUUCACUGUGAGCUGAAGAGAGUUAUUCAGUAGAAAUGGGCAUCAGACAGUGGCUGCCUGCCUGGUGUAGAAUUAUGUAUUAGCAUAUGGAACAGAUAAAACCACAGGCCUAAGGAAAACUGUUAAGAGGCCAGUGGAAGAUAAAUUACUCCUUUCAAAGUGGUUCAAAACCAAGGACCAGUUUAUUACCCAGGGAUCAUUUGAUAAUGCCUGACUGCAAUUCUGGUUGUCACAGAGCUUUGCUAAUACAGUUUCAUCAGCAUUGGGGUGCUGUAGCUAGAUUGGAGUGGAGAAAAUAAGCUGGAAGGUAGUUAAUGAAGAUGAGGGUAGACUUUCCAGGAACUCAUAGGUGAAGGAAAGGAAUUGGCUAGAAGGAGGCACAAGAUCAAGGAAGAGUUUGAAAACAUUAGAAACCUUGUACAGUAGUGCACAUCUAUAAUUCCAACUACUUGGGAGGCUGAGACAGGAGGAUCACAAAUUCAAAGCCAACCUGGACAACUUAGACAAAAAAAAAAAAAAAUACAGUUCAGUUGUAGAGCAUUCUUGGGCUUGCUUAAUCAUUCAUAGCUAUCUAUAUAUAUGAGUGUAUACGUAUAUUGUAUAUGCUGUGAUAUGACUGUGCCGGUAAUAAAGGAUGAGAAUGAUUGAUGGAGAGUGACCCUAAGACAUACAUGGUACCAGGAAACACAGCGCAGAUUACCUGGCUUGGCCCAGGAAGGGAAAACUUCCUCUGAGGCCAGAAGGAGGCAAGUGGAUAUGGUUACAUCUACCGUUGUGGAGAGGGUGUAUAGAUUAUUGGAGGGCAUUAACUGCAGGCCUUUUUUGUCCUUUGCAUGUCCAGGAGCCAAGCAGUCUCUCAGUCGCGGGGGGAAGUAGUAGGAUAGGCGGCCUAUUAAUUGCAUGUUGAUUGUUAACUUCCCAUUGUUUAUUGUACCGAGAUUCUUCCAAAAGGGUCUCUUUGAGGAGUUUGGCUUUUGUCUUGCCUGCAGUGUUCCAGAAACAAGCACAGAGCUAUUGUGGAAACUCAUGUUUCCCAAGUUCUCUUCAAGAUGUUUAUUGACUUGGGGUUUAGGUGCUUGGGGUCACUUCUGCCUCCUGAUUCCUGUGUUGCCAUGUUCUGUCCCUGUUCUGCCAUGGACUUGAAACUGGGACUCAACACCCUCUUGUUCUGCAGAACCACCUCUGCCUGCCUUCUGGUCCUCCAAACCUAGGUUCUGGUAAUGCCUAUCCUGUCCUUUUGUGAGCACCUUGCUCAUCCUCAUCCUUACUCACUUCUUCAUCUAUAUUUCCUGUGUUGCCUGAUCUCCAAAUAAUUCUCCCUGUGUUUACUCAGCCCUCCUGAAUGCUUGACAGGCUUAGCUCAAACCAUGGUGCAUAACAUAGACAUGAUAGCCUUUUCUUAGCCUCAUCCUCCAAUAGAAGGCAGUAACAGAUAAACACAUGAAAGAUGUGCUCUCUGUGAGAUCGCAAUUCAUGUUGGGUCUGAGGACCUCUCUGAGCACUCAACUGCUUUAAACUGGGAAGGCUCUACUCCGUGAAGACCUCUGUCUCCUCUGCCCCAGAGUGUUGGGAGAGGCCCAAAGGUGGAGCAAAGCUGGGAGAAGGGUUCUAUCAUGCCCUGCUUCCUAACUCUGUUGCCAGGGGAGCUGGCCUGGAAGUCAGAAGCCUUCCAGAAUCUAUAACGUGGGAAUAGGGAGGUAGGAGCAAAGAUUUAGUGAAAUGGAAUAUAUGCUACACCCUCUUUCUUUGCUUUGAAAAAGCAAACUUGAAAAAGACACUGGCCUUUACUUUUCUUGCCUGGGUGUUCAGAAUCAUUAAUUUAUUACAUUCUCAAAUAUUGAAUGUUGUAAUCCAAGAUUGUAAUUGUUGUACCCUAAGAAAAUAGCUUUGUUAUAUGUGUAUUAUAGCAAACCUGUAUAGGGGCUUACUAAAUGUGUUUGUUUUAUCCUUUUUCCCUAACUGAUACGUUAAGGGACCUAAUUGAUCUGUUGAGCAACACUCUCCUCUGUAAAGAAUUGCAAAAAUCUCACCUAAUUGAUAUGUUAACCAUUGUUGCUCUCUACAAACUACAGAAGCUGUGCUAAAACAAGCUAACAAGGGUUGUUAAUCACUGCUAGGAGCCUUUAUUCUCCUCUAAAGAGCUAAGGAAAACUAGAAUGGCAAUUAAUUUACAUUUGUUUAAAGUAACCUGCUUGUGUGCAGAGAGAUUUGCGUGUGAGUUUAACCCUUUACCCUGAUCUUGACACAUUACCGCCGUUUUCUGUUCUGUAUGGCGCCUUAUUGCCUCCCUCUCCCCUCACCUAUCUAUCUAGGCCAUAAAGAAUUUGGGUUUCUGGUGACCUCCCCCCGACCCGGUGAUGAUCUGUUGUAAAAUGAGCCUGCCCCAAUUUUAAGAACUGCUUAGCUUAAACAAAUUACCGGGUAAUACUAUGGCCCAAAUCCCAAUCGGUGCUUUCCUUUUGUUCUGUAUGUAUCAAAUGAGUUAGAUAUCAGGUCUUCGUAAAACUUAAGUUCCAGCGUCUCAUAACUUGUGACCCCUUCGCACUCACUAGCGAAGACAAGCUGUCCUGAGAUAAUUAACUGUCCACUUUCUUCUCCAAAUAUUGCUGCAGACGUGCCACUCUGAGAUAAUGUCAGUCUGCAGGAUGGAAAUAAUUUUUAAAAAACACCAGAAACUCCCUAGAUUGUCAGAGCUAAGUGGACAGCAAUACAGUUUCCAGACUCGGGUCAACAAGUUUGAUGGCUCUACAGGUUUCUUUGUUUCUCUCCCCCCGCCCUUUCCUCCAGCCCCUUUUUAAAGUCCUCCCUUCAGCUUCUAGGGGACAGUCUCCAAAUUGGCUCCCGGAGACUGGUCGCCAGGCCUGGAAAUAAAGCCUUUGCCACUAAAUUUUCAGUCUCUUGCCUCCUUGGAUUUUAUACCGGGGCUCAAGUUAUAACAUUUGGGGGCUCGCCCUGGAUGGAAGCAAGACCCCAGACUCAUUUCUGAACAUUUGAAAGUAAGUGCUCUGGAGGAUUUGUUUGGGCCGCGGUCAAUUUGUAAUUUUGAGGGGAUGCCCUCAAUUUGGGAGCGGGAACCACCCGAGGACAGAGUCAGUUGGUUUGUAGGACAAAUUCUGUCCAUUUGUGACUCUGCCCUGGGUGGGGAACAGCUCCGUUUGGAAGGGGACGCCCUUAAUUUGGGAAGUGAAACCUCCUGAGGACAGAGUCAAUUGGUUUUUGCCAUUUGUGACUCUGCACCGGGUGAGGAACCACUCUGUUGGUUAAUUUGUUAAUUCCUCCAGAUCCCAAAAUUUGACUAAUUUUUGGGCAAAGGCCAUUUUUGCUGCAGCUUGUCUCGUCUUGUAUGUCUGUUUGUUUGUCCAUUUGUUCUAAAUGUUCUCCUUUUGGUUACCCUAAAUCUAACAGAACAUUCUCUCCUAGGAACCCCUUCUACGAGCCCAGAAUGGACAAAGGGAUUUAGAUAUUGAUGUGCAGUGUUUUUGUUCUUUAAAAUUGUUUGCCUGUUUGGAUUUGUUACUAACUUAGGGGCUUGUUGCCCAUUUCUGUUGCAGGAUCCAUAUGGCUUAUUAGAUUCAAGCUUCAUAAUAAGAAAAAUUAUUUCCUUUAGCUCACCAAACUGUGCAAAAAGCACCCUUUGUUUGUGUCUUUAAUGUUGUGGCGCCUUGUUUAAUAUGUAAGUCUUCAACUGAUUGCUUGCAACCUUGGCAUGCCUUUUAAAAGGAGUAUUUUUCUUUCUGGUUAAAAAGUAAAUAUAUGUGCACAUAUAUGUGUAUAUUUAUGGUUUUUAAGAAUCAUAUCAACUUUACCAAGUAAAAACCAGGUCAUACUGUAAUUGAGCCAGUUAAAAGGUUAUAGCUUUAAAAAACCCAGCAUUUUAAUGUGGUAAAAAGACAUAAAAUUAAUUAAAUAUGUUUUAGACUACUAGAAGGUAACUUCAAGGGUUUUGUUGAGAGUUUUAAUGUUGUCUGAGAAGCAAAAAAAAAAGAUAAUUGACUGGUGAUAGUAAAAAGGAGGGACAAAGAAAGUGGUUUGUCUUCAAGUAAAAUGUCUGCUGUGCCAAAAUGUAAAAAAAAGAUAAAACUUAGAGGUAUAUUAUAAGUUAUAAAAAGCUCGAGAUGAUAUAAAUUUUGUCUUGGUUUAUAGUACUGAAGACAACAGGUUUGACAAGAAGUAAAUGUGUUCAAAGUUUGACAGUAUUGGAUCAGUUUUGAUAGAUUUAUUUAUAAGAUUCUAAACCUUUGCUGCAAAGUGUUUCCAUUAAUAUGAGAUUAUAGAUGAUAAUAGAGAUAAGAUAUAAGUUUUCACAUGUGCUGUGGACCUCUGGGAGAUUAUAUGGCACAAUUUUGUUACCUAUGAAAAAGCUUCUUUUUGUUAAGUAUGUAAUUUCAGUAAAAUGAUGGCCUGCCAGGUGGCACCCUGGGACAAAAGGUGGUGUGCCAUCCAGAUAAAGCCUGCUCUCUGAUAUGGAAUGCCAAAACCAUGUUGUCCUUUUGUCCCAAGCCGAUUGAACAUCCAGAGGUAAGGAGGUUUCCCUAGUAUCGCCAGUUGGUCUCUUUGCAACUCAGUCGGCCCCACAUGUUAGAAAAAAGAUUACAAAGGUUUGAGAGUUUAAAAAAAAAUGCCCCUCAGCCAGUUGAUAGAGAUAGCACAAAAGGUCUUUUAAAACUAAAAAAAUUACCGUCUACUGGGAAAUUUGUCCAGCGUACCUGAGUCCUCACAACUGACUUAGAGUUAAAACUGUUGGGCAAAUGGAAUCAGGAGAUUCCAGAAGUCUGGGCAGAAGACAAUCCUCCAGGGCUAGCAGUCAGCCAAGUCCCCCUUCUGAUGGAGCUCUUACCCCAAGCAUGCCCCUUCUGCUUGUGACAAUGCCCGAUAAGCCUGCAGGCCCGGAAAGGGAUUUAAAGUCCACAUGCAGAGGCUAAGAGACAAUGAUAUUCUCAUUCCUUGUGUCUCUCCCUGGAACAUGCCCUUGCUUCUAGUCACUGAAGCCAGGGACAAAUAACUAUCGCUCUGUACAGGAUCUCGGAGAGUUAAUACAUGAGUUCUGAGUCUAUACCCAACAGUGCCAAAUCCUGAGAACACCUGGUACUCUGUUCUGAACCUGAAAGAUGCUUUCUUCACUUUGCCACUUACUCUGGUGAGUCAACUCCUUUUUGCCUUUGAAUGGACUGACCCAGAUACGGGGGUAAAAAAAAACAGCUGACCCGGACACAUUUACCUCAGGGUUAUAAGAACUCUCCCACUCUUUUUGAUGAGACAUUAACAAGAGAUCUUUUAAAAUUAAAAAAAAAAAAAACACCCUGAGAUAGUGCUCCUCCAGCACAUGGAUGACUUGUUAAUAGCCUCGACCCCCACGGAAGCUUGUAAGCUUGUCAAGAGACAACUGAAAAACUGUUAAGGACUUUGGGGCAAUUAGGCUAUAAAGUCUCGACUAAAAGGGCACAAUUGUGCUGUCAGGCUGUGACUCAUCUGGACUACAAAUUGCAAAAAAAAAAAAAAAAGGAGGAGGAUUUUGUCUAAAAAAGUGUCCAGGCUAUAUUGCAGAUCCCAUUCCCAGAAACUAAGAAACAGGUGCGCGAAUUUCUGGGAGCUGUCGGAUACUCCAGGCUGUAGAUUCUAAAUUUUACUGAAACAGCUCACCCCCUGUAGGGCUCCCUUAAGGAAAAAACUCACUAAACUGGACUGAUAAAUGUAAACUGGACCUUGCGGCAGCUCAAGUGGGCCUUGACAGAGGCCCCAGCCCUGGGACUCCCUGAUGUUACCAAGCCAUUCACCUUGUUUGUAGAUGAACUCAGGGGCAUUGCCAAAGGAGUCCUAACCCAAGACAUUGGCUCUUGAAAGAGGCCUAUAGCCUAUCUUUCCAAAAGGCUCAAUCCAGUAACAAGAGGGUGGCCUCCAUGCCUAAAAUUCUGGCCGCUGUGGCAAUGCUACUUAAAAGAGGCCCCCCCCCAAAAAAAAACCUCACUUUUGGACAGAAGAUUUCUGUAGUGACCUCCCACAGUUUAGAGACUCUUAUCAAAACCCCUCCUGAAAAUGUGAGUGCUAAAAUCUCACACUAUUAGGCCCUGCUCCUAGACCCAGAAUUGAUAGUUUUCAAGACUUCUUCAGUUUUAAACCCAGCCACCCUUAUGCCUGACAACGACCUGAGAAAUUUCACAGAUGGAAGCAGCUUCAUCCAGAACGGCAGAGGCAGAUGAGUGGCCGGGGCAGCAGUGACCAUCAAAAGGAGGUACUCUGGGUUAAGCGGUUAGAGCCUGGCAUCUCUGUCCAAAAGGUGGAGCUCAUUGCUUUGACUGAGGUACUAAAACUAGCCACAAAAAAGAGGGUAAACAUCUAUACAGAUAGUAGAUAUGCUUUUGCUACUAUACAUGUACAUGGAGCCAUCUAUUAAGAGCGAGGUCUCUUAACCUCGGCCAGGGCAAAGAUUUAAAAAAAGGGGGGGGUGGCUCCACAGAUCCUAGAUUUGCUGGCAACAGUCUGGCUGUCGGCAGAUUGCUGCUAUUCACCUGAGGAAACAAUUUGGCAGAUCAGGCCUCUCAAAGAGUAGCAAUCACAUCAGAGGGGCCAGCCGAGAAAGUAACUGCUCUGAUGCGAGUCCCCCCGACCUUGUCAAAACCAGUCUACACAAAGAAAGACUGCACUGGUUGUUGUGAGCCAUCUAACAGAUUCCAGUCCCUGUGACUAAAAGACAAGUGCAAAAUUUCUAGGAGCCACAGGACUGAUCCAGAGUUUGGGACCCUGGCAGAGGUCUGUUGUCUACCUUUCCAAGACACUUGAUUCUGUAACAACCAGAUGACCACCCUGUCUGUGGUGAUUUCCUCAGUAGCCCCCUCAUAAAGGAAGCUUAAAAAUUGACUUUUACACACAAACUCUUGUUUCUUCCUGUUCCCUGGAGACUCUCAUCAAGGCCCCAUCAGACUGCGGAUGUCUAAUUCCUGAGCCAUACAUUAUCAGGCACUAUUUCUGGAAACAGCGGCUUCAAACUCUGGCUACUUUGCUGCCUAAGGAUGACCCCUCGUUGCCUCACUACAAUUGUACUGAGGUCAUUGAUCACCUCACAGGACUUCGACCUUAUCUAGUGGAUAAGCCAUUAUCUAGAGUUCCAUCCUACUUCUCUGAUGGAAGCAGCUACGUCUAUCAAGGUAAGCGGGUCUUGGGAGCUGCCGUUACACAAAAUCUCAGGUUCUAUGGGAACAAAUCUUAGAGCCAGAGACAUCAGCAUAGUGGGCUAAACCCAUUGCCCACACUGAGGCCUCAAGUUGUCUUUAUCAAAAAUGAAGUUUAUUGUCUUCUGGAGUCAAAAGAUUAAAUUGCUCCCCAAAUUUGGACUUGUUGGCUGCCAUCUAGAUGCCAAGGAGAGUGGCUACUAUCUGCUGUAUAAGCCAUUGGGCAGAAGAUGAUCUUGUUAUAAGAAAAAAUAAUUUGGCAAAUGCCACCUUCCAAAAGAUAGCCAGAAAGCCCCAAAAUCAGUGGGGAUUGAGAUAAGCUUGACAUUACUGCUGAUCCCACCUAUUUUCUUUGUCAGAGCCCAUUUACACUUAAAAAGACCAGCAUCUGGCAGCUCAACUUCCGAGAGAUUCCCGGGGGCUAAUAUCAAGCUAGCCCAGUCUGUGAGCUUCAGAUGCCCUCAGUGCCAAUUGGUAAAUCUAAAAGUACUGCAACAAAUAGAAACCACUGGUUAUCGUGAGACUAUGCCUAAAAACACUAAAAAAAUAGAUUUUACAAAAAUAAAAAGCCUAAAACUUCAAGGAUAUAAAUGUUAUAAUGGUUGAUACUUUCAUUAGAUGAGUAAAAGCGUUUUCUACUUAGUCUGAGUCAGCUCUGAUAGCAGUUUCCCUGAUUUGGUCUCCCUUUUUAUCCAUGGGGUCCGACAAUGGCCUGGCUUUUAUAGCCUAAUAACUCAAAUUAACCUAAGCUUUGCAGAUCAAUUAAAAACUCGAUUGGGCUUACCAGCCUCAGAGUUCAGGAAAGGUAAAAAGAUAAGUUAGAUUUUAAAGACUAUAAUUACUAAUGGCCUUAAAAACUGGCGAAAAAUGGGUAAGUCUCUUUUCCUUCUGCCCCUUUGUGUGCGUGAUGCAUCCCCUAUGUUGCAGAUAUUUCCUCUUUUGAGGUUUUAUAUAAGAGAUCUUCCUCUUAUCAUUAAAGGUUUCUAAAAAUUAGCUGAUUUAACUAAUAAAGAUCUUAUUAAGUCUCCCCCAGACUUUUCAGCCAGCUCUGACUUCCAUCCACUGGUUAUUUCGCUGCUGCCCACUGCGAGCUAAAGAGCCUAGGCACCUAGACAAGCGACCUCACCAUAAAUCACUUGAGCUGCAAUAGACUGUCAAAGUAGCUGAAAGCCUGCCUGGAUUCAACGUUCCCACUGCAGACAGGUCCCAGCUUCAAAAGACCAUUAGCCUGUGGAUAAAUAAACUGUCAUUUCUUCCAAGGACACUUUAAAGCUUAAGAUUGUCUAAUAUAACUGAUAAUUUUGUGUUCUCCUCUUUUAUAGAGACCCCUAAGAGGCCUCUGUCUGACUUAAAAAUUGUUACUUAUAUGAUAAAACAGAGUAAAUUUAAAUGUUGGUUUUCUUUCUCCUUUUGGUUAACAGCUUUAAUGACAGCUACAAGACCUUUGUUAAUCCUCCUACUGGGCCUUGUGUUGUAAACAAGUUGAUAAACUAUGUCAAAGUUCUUAAAAGCUUAUAAUUAUAAAGACACAUACAAGGUUAUAAACAGAUGGUAAGGAGUCAAUGAUUUGACACACUGACUAAAAUCAGUGGGGAAUGUUGUACCCUAAGAAAAUAGCUUUGUUAUAUGUGUAUUAUAGCAAACCUGUAUAGGGGCUUACUAAAUGUGUUUGUUUUAUCCUUUUUCCCUAACUGAUAUGUUAAGGGACCUAAUUGAUCUGUUGAGCAACACUCUCCUCUGUAAAGAAUUGCAAAAAUCUCACCUAAUUGAUAUGUUAACCAUUGUUGCUCUCUACAAACUACAGAAGCUGUGCUAAAACAAGCUAACAAGGGUUGUUAAUCACUGCUAGGAGCCUUUAUUCUCCUCUAAAGAGCUAAGGAAAACUAGAAUGGCAAUUAAUUUACAUUUGUUUAAAGUAACCUGCUUGUGUGCAGAGAGAUUUGCGUGUGAGUUUAACCCUUUACCCUGAUCUUGACACAUUACCGCCGUUUUCUGUUCUGUAUGGCGCCUUAUUGCCUCCCUCUCCCCUCACCUAUCUAUCUAGGCCAUAAAGAAUUUGGGUUUCUGGUGACCUCCCCCCGACCCGGUGAUGAUCUGUUGUAAAAUGAGCCUGCCCCAAUUUUAAGAACUGCUUAGCUUAAACAAAUUACCGGGUAAUACUAUGGCCCAAAUCCCAAUCGGUGCUUUCCUUUUGUUCUGUAUGUAUCAAAUGAGUUAGAUAUCAGGUCUUCGUAAAACUUAAGUUCCAGCGUCUCAUAACUUGUGACCCCUUCGCACUCACUAGCGAAGACAAGCUGUCCUGAGAUAAUUAACUGUCCACUUUCUUCUCCAAAUAUUGCUGCAGACGUGCCACUCUGAGAUAAUGUCAGUCUGCAGGAUGAAAAUAAUUUUUAAAAAACACCAGAAACUCCCUAGAUUGUCAGAGCUAAGUGGACAGCAAUACAGUUUCCAGACUCGGGUCAACAAGUUUGAUGGCUCUACAGGUUUCUUUGUUUCUCUCCCCCCGCCCUUUCCUCCAGCCCCUUUUUAAAGUCCUCCCUUCAGCUUCUAGGGGACAGUCUCCAAAUUGGCUCCCGGAGACUGGUCGCCAGGCCUGGAAAUAAAGCCUUUGCCACUAAAUUUUCAGUCUCUUGCCUCCUUAGAUUUUAUACCGGGGCUCAAGUUAUAACAGUAAUCCCUUUUCUAAUCUUCCUCACAGUUCAGAAAAGCAUAUUUUUAAUCCCAUUGAAACGAUACUAGAAUCCCAGCAAGUUAAUUCCACCUCCUAUGCAAUCCACAGCAAGAGAAAGACAUCAAGACAUAUUCAAGGGUAAAGGCAGCCAAGGGGUCCUAAGUCCAGUCCAAGUGAGGACGUGUGGACAAAUGCCUUGAUCCAAGGCCUCUCCCAGAAUUUGCUUGUGAAGAAGGGAGUGGUUAAAGGAUGAGUGGCAGUGAGGAUGCCGGGAACUACAUGAGUAACUUGAACUGGCUAGCCAGCUAGGCAGAAAAGCAUCUUUACAAAACGCAAGGAGAAUGAUACCACAGAAGAAUCAGUCUGUGUAAUUCAAUUAAGGUAGCUUUUGAAUUGUAUUAGUUUGCUUCAGUUUCUGACAUGUGCCCUGGGGAGUCAUAACCUCUUACUUUGAGGCUCGUACCCAGCUGACAUUCUUGGAGCUGACUGGCUCUGGCAUCCCAUUGUACGUCAGUCCUUUACAGAGAGCAUUGUGGGAGGAAACAGGAAACUCAGUUGGCCUAAAAGAUUACGUAUCAGUACUUCAGCUGACCUUAUUUGCAUCACUUAAAGCCAAUUGAAGGGAGAAGGCGAGAGCAUAGCCUGCUCUGUACAUAACAGCAUAUGGAAAUAAGAUUCAAUUUAAUGUUGCAGCAAUUGUUCUGUGGUCAACAUGAGUCACUCAAAUUGUCUUCUACAUCAUUUUUAAAAUAAGCUUAUCAGUACGAUUUAGAUACCAUGGUCACAUUCAUCGUAGGGAACUUGUAGAAUCACUGAUUUAAAUGACUCUCCGAGACUAGCUCAGCUGUCUUCUUCAGUUUCUUGGGGGAGAGGGGUAAGGGACUGUAGACCACAGUGGAGACACAAGAAUUGGGGUGCUGCACUCCCAACUCAGCUUCACCGUACCCUGGGAAAGUCGUUCGUAAUUCUGACAGUGGGACUGAUGACCAUGACCAGGGAAAUAUUUAGUUUGGAAAGCAAAAUAAAGCAACUUUGUUUUUAAAGUUUGUUAUAUUUGUUACUCAUGCCUUAAGGAGAUUGGUCCUUCAGAGAGCCCCGCCUGGGGCUCCGGGUGCUGUUGCAAUGCCAGAAGAUAUCAGCAGAGGGCGACAUCGCCCUUCUAACUCCAGCCGGCUGAGUAAUCUGGCCUUGAGUGAUGGCUAGGUGAAGGCUUUUUCUCUAAGGUAAUGUUUUGCAAACUUUUUUGAGCAUGACACGCAAUGAGACUUACGUUUUACAUCGUGAUGUGAUAUGUUUUCUGUGUGAGCUGCUGAAAGAUGUUUAUCCUUUCUGUACAGGUGCGCUCCAAUUUGCAGUUUCAGGUCUUUCUGAGAUUUGGUUAUUCAAAAAAUCUUGCUCACACCACUUGGCUGAUCUGACAGCUCACCAGUGGAUGCAGACCUGUACUCUGAAACCCAGUGGAGUCUAGGCUGGAGCUUUGGGGUCGCUUGGAACAGGGCUGCCAUUACAGUGCUUAAGAGUAAAAUUCAUUGUGCCUUCCUUCUGGGCGAGUUACUGUACUCCACCCUCCUGUACCUUGUGAGAUGGAAUGAUGGCACUGCUUCAGGGCACUUGUAGGAUUCCAGGACUGUGUGUGAGGCUUUGAGAAUGGUGUACUGCCCACCCCCAGGCCCUCAGUUAGGGUGCUGAUCACAUGACUGCUCCUUUCCCACUGAGAAACAACUAUAGCUGCGCAAAGCCUGCCAGGGUAUCUCUGGGAUUCAUCGAUUUGACCUGUGUUGAUACCUGCUACCAAUGGUAACUAAGCAGAAAGCUCUGGGCCAGGCCAGUGUUGGAGAAGCACAGGGUCAAUUACCGAAGAUGUGAUGAGACCCAGCACCGGGUGCAGUGCCUAGAGGACAAUUUAGCUUUGCGCCUCUCAGAGUGUGGUUCCUGGAUCUGAAGCAGCAUCCUCACCCAAGAUCUUGUUAAAAAAGCACAUUGUAGGGCCUUCUUCACCCAGGUAUACAGAAUCAGAAAUUUGGGGGGGCCAACAAUCUAUUUUCAUAGUCUUCCAGGCGAUUCUGGUGGAUGGUCCCCUCUGAGCAGACUUUGGGCCUUGUCAUCUGUCAUCCGGGCGUAUGUUGUCCAGGUGUACUUGCUACCACUUUAAUCACAGUGUCCAAGAGUAGGAGCAGGUAUCAGUAUUUAUGUUUUAUUUUGUAGUGCUGGGGGUCAAGCCCAAGACCUCCUGUUUGCUAGGUAAACACUCUGCCCCUGAGCCGCACCCCCUAGCCCUGAGCAUCCAUAGUUUUAAAAAGAUUCUCAGGUGACGCCAGUGUGCAGUAAAGAAGGGGAGCCACUGCCCUUACUCUCCCUGUGUGAGCAUCGGAGCAAGCUUCAUUAAGGUGUGUCAUGUAAGCAGAAACCGUAAACAGUAGAGGCUUGAGUGAACAUGGAUUGGAGGGGGCCUCUGCUGGUACCCCAGAAAGUUGUGAAGAAGCUGUCACCUAGUGUUUACUAGCAAGCUAUGCUAUGCAAACAGACUGCCAGGAUAUGAAUCCUGCUCUGUCCCUCCUAGCUUGUGACACUAGCAAGUCUUAGCAUUCUGUUCCUCAUCUAUGUGGAGUUCACAAGUAUUUGAGUAGCUUAGUGAGGCUAAGAUGAGUCUCUGAAGAAAUGAAGGGACAAGUCCACAGAGGGCUCUGGACCUGAAGGCAUUAGAAAGCCACCAGAGACUGGCAGGCAUAGGGGGGCCUGGGUGUGGGUGUGUGAGAGAAUGUUCCAGACAGCGACAGGCAGAGGAGAAGGGUUGGGCAGGCUGGAGACAGGCGAGGUGUGACGACUCGCAAGUGGGGAGAGGUGACCGAAGGGCUGCUAUGAUGCCGUGUACUGGGACUUUGAGAUGGCAUUGGGGGAGUAGGAAUAGGAGAGAGAGGAAGCACCCUCAUUUCUGGGCUAGAGAGAUGGGAUGGCUGUGCUGAGUUUGGGAGCCCAGCGCUAGCCUCAGUGCCAUGCUCUGUUCUGGCCCCAAGGCUGGGCCCUAGGCACAAGAGGGUGACCCCUGACACCACCUUCAGUUUCCUGGGGGCCACUGGAACUUUUUGGAGUCCUCUGCAUGGUUUGAACAAAGACAGUGAAGGUCCAUCCAGGCAGGGUUACUUCUUGUCACUUGAGUAUGUGGUACCCAUUCCCAGCCCUGUGCCUUUGCCUGUACCCCCACUUUCUUCUCUAGCAGAAUCCUGCUGCAGUUAUCCCCUUUUCUUACACAGUCUUCACCUCACUGAAGCCCUUCUGGCCAGUGGCUGUCCUGGGAGCACAUUAUAGUCUUAGAGGUACCACUCAAUCGCGUGAGUCCUCAUUCCCGUGGCCACUGAAAUGAAGCUCCUGGAAGCUGAGAAAGGUCCCCAGGUCAGUGCCCUCCCUACGUGGCUUAGCAUUUUGUCAAGAAGAUAUGAAGUGAGGCUUCCUAAGUGGGCUGGGAGGAAAACAAUUCAAUUACAAGCCAGGAAGGCCUUGGUGAGAAUUAGAUUAUCAGCAUUGUCAGCUGCGGCCUCAGCCUCUGGGGCUCAAUGGCAGAGAACAGGAGCUGAGAAGUUCUCUGCAGUGUCAUCCUCCCAGACUCUGGGUGAGUACAUCCCUGGGGUUCUGGUUUCUGCACUGGGUCUUUCUCCCAUCCUGCAGCGAGGGUGGGGACAGCUGGGCUGAGCCCCCUGUGAGUUCCUGCCCACCUCUCCAGUUGCCUUCUUGCCUUGCCUGAACCAGAGGUGAAGGAUGCUGCUGAUACCCUGUGAGAAGCCCAACCAAUGCCAGUGCUCAAGAAAAAGCCAAGAACCCACUUACUGUGUACCUGUGGCCCUGAUGAGUGCUGCACAGCAGAUGCCAGAAAGAGACAGAACCCCUAGCCAGGUGUGGUGGUGCAUGCCUGUAAUCCUAGCUGCUUGGCAGGCUGAGGCAGGAGGAUCCCAAGUUCAAGCCCUACCUGGGCAAUUUAGUGAGAUCCUAUCUCAAAAUAUAUAUAUGAAAGGGCAGGCACAGGGACUGCAAGGAUUGAGUGGCCCCGGAUUCAUUCCCCAGUAACAUACACAUACUUGCAUGCAUGUGAUCACAAACCCACCUACCCUGCCCCGCCCCCCAAAAAGCAAGAGAAAGCCCCAGAAGCCUGUCUGGGGUGGGGUGGGGUGGGAGGUAAGGACAUGAGAACUACACCCAGGUUUGGAAUAAUGACUCAGCCCUCAUUCCCUAGCUAAGGCUUGUGGAGCAAGGUAGGCAUCUAAACCUCUGAGUCCCAGUUUCCUCAUCUGCUAAUCGGAGAAAAUAACAGCAGCUGAUGAAAGCCAUUAAAGCUGCAUAUGUGUUCCAAAGCACCAGGUAGUGAUAAGAACGCACUGCACAGGUAGAAGUCCCUUCACACAGGCCUGGCGUGCAGCAGGCUCUUACAGAUGGUUGCACUCAUGAUUGCUGUUCCUGCAUUGUGGUUAUGAUGGAUACAGGAGUUCCAUAAGGGGAGAGCCCACUGACUAACUUGGCAUGGCCUGAGGAGGAGAUGGGGCUCAGAGGACGGGUUAGAGAAGAGAGCGCAGACUAACCAGCCAGAGGGAGCAAAAUGUCCUGAUUGUUAAGAAGAGCGGAAUACAGCUUUUGGCAUGUGAGCUUAAUGUCACUCAACGGCAUUCUAGAAUUAUUAAACAGAUGGUCUGGGAGCAUGCUACAAAGAGCUAUGCUUGUUCCAGAAUUAAUUUAUUAAAUCAUGUUGUACAGACCUCCCAGGAACUUUCAUUACUAAAUUCACUCAACAGAUUUAUUAUCAGCCUGAUAGGAAAAGCAGAGCCUAUCUUGGCAAAGUACUGAAUGAAGUUUCCCAUGCUGUCUGAGUGGGCAGGAGAGACAGAUGUGAGCCCUGGUGUUUCUUAGGGAGGGUCUGUAGCAGUGUGUUUCAGGGCUCUGUCCAGUUGCUGAGGAGCUGGAGGAAGCACAGAGUAGGGUGAGAUGGCACAGUAGAGUUCUGUGGACCUUAUCCAUAGAGAGGCCCUGAAAACCCUCAGAGGCUAUCUGGCUAGUACUAACCAAUAUACCAUGCUUUUCCUAUUAUUAUAUGUCUGUGGUGACUUUUUUUUCUUUUUUUGGUGUGGAGGAUUGAACCUAGGACAUUACACAUGCUAAGCACAUAUUGUGCCACUGAGCACACACCCUCAACCACAUAAUAAAGUUUAAUUUAUAAAUUGGACACAGUUAAUAGCAAUGACUAAUUGCAAAAUAGGUCAGUCUUAAUAAUGUGCUGUAAUGAAAAUUAUUUAAAAUAUGAAUUAUUUAUUUUUGGAAAUUUCCAUUUAAUAUUUUCUGACCAAAGUUGACUUGUAGGUACCUGAAAACACAGAUAAAGAAUGACCACCAUGCAUUGUUUGCACUUAAGAAUUUAGCUAUUUAAGAGCUAAAUAAUGGAAAGACAACAGACAAGUAAUGUUACAUAUGAAAUUUGGAAAAUACGGAUGAUCAUAAAGAGUAACUAAAAGGCACUUGCGAUUCUACCUAAGUGGCACAGUUUAAUAGCAUGACCAAGAGGAAUGACAGUGAGUGUGGAUCUUGGUGAUGUGUGAGAUGCUGGGGGGUUUAGGACAGCGAAACCUAGAAAGGAGUCCUGCUGCCAGUGUUUGGGAGCGGCAGCUGUCGGGGAGAAUCUGCAGGCUAUCCUGUCCUGCUCAGGCAGCCAGACCUAGAACAUGGAGGCUCAGAGGGCCAAUUUCAGCUCAGGAAAACAGAAAAAGCUACAUGGAAGCCAUUCUGUCUGCCAAUAGGAGGGGCUGCCUGGGAGAGAAGGAAAGAGGGAGGGAGACAAGCAGGGAGGGAGGGAAGGAGGUCCACCCCUGUGGGCAGAGCAUUCUGAGUGUUAUCAAAAGAGUCCCUGGCCCGCUUUGUCCUCUUUCAUCUCUGAGGUCUGUGUAUCUCCAGAUGGAGACACGAAGACAGAACACAGCAUUCAGUAUUGUAAUAGGGAGGCUUGUGGGAUUCUUAACACAGUGACUUUGGUUCAUUCAUUCAUUCGUUUAACAUUUGUGAAGCACCAGCCAUAUGCUGGAUACUGUGCCAUAUACCCAAUGCAUGCAGCUCUUGUGGGAACUGAGUGCGGGAUACACUAGACGGUGAAGUUAGAUAGGUAAGUUAAUGGGCACUGAAAAUCCAGGUAAGAGAUUCUGAGCCUCAGGAAUGAGUGAUGAGAAUGGAAACUUCGGUGAUAUUUAAAGAAGUUCUUUGCUUGCUUCAGGGUCUUUGUAUAAGGUUUCUCAAAGACCAAAGACCUUAGAUGGGACCAGGCAUACCACAGGCACUCAGCAGACAUCAGACAGGCAAUGGGAAUGUUACUGUGGGUACAAGAUGGGCUUAAGCUGAACCUGGGAUGAUGAAUAACUAUUUACUUAACCAACAUAUUGUUGCAAUAACCACUUCCCCAGUAUUAGCCAUGCAGUAGCCUUAUUGCCUAAUGCUGAAACAAUAAAUAAGACAUAGAUAUCACUGUAAUGCAGUAGAGAGUGGAACAGUCUGAUAGAGGAGAGAGACACAGCAAGAAGUCCUGGAAGCACUCAUGACAGACUGGUACAAUGAGAUCUAAGGUGAACCCAGAUAAAGUUGUAAUUAGUCCAGCCUGUGGGCUCAGGGAAGGCAUCAGAGAAGAGGUGACAUCUGAGUUGUCAUUUCAAGCCACAACCCAGUUUGCCAAAAGACAGUGCUGGCCCGGGGCAGUCUACCCACCACACACACAUAUUGGUGGUAACAGCAGCACCCCCCGGCCAGAGUUCCCCGCACUCCCGGAACACUGUCAUUUCUGAUCUUUGUUUCACUGCUCUGCCACUUUACCUGCCACUUUCCCUGGGCUCUUUCUGCACAGAGCUCUAACCCUGGUGAGGAGUGAGGUGCACACUACAUACCCAGACGUGGUAAGUAUUUGUCAAAUGAAUGAAUGGCAGCAGCUUGGUGGAGACAGUGCCAGUGAGAAAGAAGACGGACACAGUAAUCUCAGAGACACCGCAGGGGCUGGGGCAGGGGCAGGCCUGGAAGGCAGAGCAUUUUCCUCCCGAUAGGCAACCUCAGGGCUGCUGAAGUGGGGGCUUCUAUGCUACUUUGUGUCACUGACACCUGCAGAACAGCCACAGUACAUGGCCCACACUGUGCCCGGCACCUCUCUAGCCACGUGACCAGCAGUGGGGCAUGUUUGGGGGCAUUUUCCUCCCUUCUCUCCUCCCCUUCCCUUCUUCCCUUUCAUUUUCUUUUUUGAAACAAUGUUUUGCUAAGUUUUUCAGGCUGGCAUCAAACUUGUGAUCCCCCUGCCUCAACCUCGCAAGGAUUGUAGCUGGGUGUAUAGGUAUGUGACACUAUGCCCGGCUUAUCAGGUUUUUUGGUGUAUAGAUUUGUGAAUGAUUUGAACAAGAAAACUUGAAUUGCCCUGAAAUCUGAUACCUCAUAUACAAAAGAAACUGAUAGAGGACUCCCAAGUUUAGCAACAAUCCUUAAAUAAACAUUUAUUUACAUGGCAAUAGAAGUCAAAAUUCAUGAAUGUGAACAUUUUCUAAACUCACCAAAAUAAAAACCAAGAUUGAAUCAACCAUGUCAGAAGACAGAGGAAAUGUAUUUCUAUCUGAUUUAUGGAAAAAAAUUAUAAAAUUGUGACAGAGGAGGUAAUCAAAGCCUAUGCAGCUAAAAAAGAUGGAGAAAAAAAUAUAGAGGUGGAUUGGGCUGUUAGUCAAAAUGUUAUUUUUUUUUUUUAUUUAGUGACAGUUGUGAUACUUCUCGGUUUUUUUAACACUUGUAACUUGCUAUCCUUAUUCUAAAUAAAGUUUCAUGUUUGUACUA